AUGGCCCUCCCACCACCUAACCCCGUCCUCCGUCGCCAAGUCAUCCAAUUGUACAAAGAACUCCUCCACAUGGGCAAAGAAUACCCCCAAGGCUACGACUACUUCCGCCCCCGCCUGCACCGCGCCUUCAUGUCCAAAUCCAACCUGCGCGACGAAGGGGAAAUCAAGCAGGCGAUUGCCACGGCGCAGUUUGUACAAAAGGAGUUGCAGGCUUUGUGA
This is a messenger RNA of Neurospora tetrasperma FGSC 2508, 219 nucleotides long. RefSeq lists its product as uncharacterized. The transcript is spliced from 2 exons. Gene Ontology annotation, biological process: respiratory electron transport chain. NCBI's taxonomy places the organism in Eukaryota, Fungi, Ascomycota, Sordariomycetes, Sordariales, Sordariaceae. The record is from RefSeq and is a predicted model, not a curated record. Gene Ontology annotation, cellular component: mitochondrion. Bases 1 to 219 code for a protein of 72 amino acids.